AAUAAAUACACAAACGCGGAAGGAUUACAGUCGUGUCGGAGAUCUCACGUCGGACAGACAUUCGUACUCUCCUAUAUAUACAUUAACUAAACAACUGUUCUCACUUAAAUAACUAGAUUUGGAUAUCUGUGAUUAUAUUUUUGUGUUUCUUUGUAUAAAUUCGCCAUGGUGGGUCGACCAAGGUCUCCCUGUGAGGCGUUGUUGCCGCGGUUCUACGCUGGCAGAGACAUCUUCAUAACUGGAGCGACAGGGUUCAUGGGCAAAGUUCUGAUAGAGAGGCUGUUGUCUACCUGUCCUGACGUUGGUAAACUGCACCUCCUUCUGAGACCGAAAAAGGGUGUAGCGCCUGAAAAAAGAUUACAGCAAUUGAAAAGCUCACAGGUCUUCGACCUCAUACGUCAAAACAAUCCUCGUCAGUUGGACAAAUUGUGCAUUAUACCUGGAGAUGUCUCUCAACCUGGACUCGCUAUAGAUGCAGAGCAUCUCAAGAACUUACAGGAUGUGUCCAUAGUAUUUCAUUCUGCUGCAACCCUCAAAUUCGACGAAGCUCUUCCAAACGCUGUAGACCAAAACGUACUCUCAGUAACCAGGCUUAUGGACAUCUGCGACACUAUUCCGAAUUUACAGGCCCUGGUCCAUGUAUCGACGGCCUACAGUAACUCGGAGCUGACGUGUGUUGAGGAGAAGGUGUACACGCCGCCGGCUGAUCUGGGUCGCCUUCUCGCGCUCGUCGAAGCCGUGCCCAAACCACUUCUAGCUAAUAUUACACCCGAAUACAUUAAACCAAAACCCAACACCUACACCUUCACCAAGGCGAUGGCGGAGGAGGCGGUUCGCUGCCGGACUCAGAGGUAUCCUGUGGCUAUAUUCAGACCCACGAUCGUGAUCUCGUCUCUUCGUCACCCGUUCCCGGGAUGGAUUGAGAACCUGAACGGUCCAAGCGGUGUGAUCGCGGCGGCUGGCAAGGGUCUGCUUCACGUGUUCGUGCGGCGCCCUGACGCUCGCGCUGAUCUCCUACCAGUGGACAUCGCCAUCGACACACUACUGGCCGUGGCCUGGGAAACUGCUGUGGACAGAUUGCCGACCGUCCGUGUCUAUAACUGCAGCACAAACAGUAACCCCACAACCUGGAGGCAGUUCGAGACGGCUCUCAAGAAGCACCUCCUGAACUACCCCCUGGACGCCUGCCUGUGGUACCCAUGCGGCUCUGGGGUCCAGAACAGAUACGCGCACAAAGCGCUCGAGUUCCUGCUGCAGACUAUACCUUUACAUAUAGCGGAAUACAUCAUCAGGGGACUUGGGAUUAAAAUGAAACUGAGUCUCAUAACAGCGGAACAAAAGAUGCGCGCCAUGAACGAGGUGCUGGCGUUCUUCGCUCUUAGAGAGUGGAAGUUCAAUACCGACAACGUUGACAAACUACGAGCGAGACUGUCCCCCGCUGACGCCGCCAUAUACAACCUCGACCCGAAGAGCAUCAGUUGGGAUGAACAGUACUACAACUUCAUAAGAGGAACCCGGAAGUAUCUGUUAAAGGAGAAAGAUGAAAAUUUAGACGAAGCCCGAAAACAUAUGAAUAGGAUGUACUACCUCCACAAAGGCGUGAUCUUUUUCAUCAUGGUGCUAGUGUUCAGACUGGUCUUACAAAACAAGAACGUCAGACAAGUUGUCUAUGGAACGUUACGAUUGUUGCUGUCUCUCUCUUUUGCUGCUUAUAAGAACGUGAUAGAGAGCAUCUGAGUGAUUUUCAUAUAAUAUUGGAUUUUUGUAUUGCCAUUUGAUCAAAGAAUACUUUUAUGUUUGUUUUUAUUUGUAAAUGUUUUUCUUUGGCUGUUGUAAAUGAAUGUGAGAGUUGAAAAAUAGUUUAUAUUGUAAUCGCUUUUAGAAUUAUUUUAAUAAUUAUGAUUAUAACGUAUGAAUAAGGAGAGGAAAAAUAAUCAAUUUCGUUGUUUUUGGAUAUACCAACAGUCUGAUUAAAAAGACACAGGCCGUCAUAAUUGUUAUUGCAAAUUAUAAUACAAUAACUUACUUAGUAUGAUUAUAAUUAAUUGAAGCAGUGUUUAAACAUAAUUUGUUUACGGUUGUUGGUAAUAAUUCAGAUUUGGUAGUUGUAACGGUAACGGUUUAUUGUAAAUAAAUAAUUAUUUAUUUCUGUACGACGAAAGCUUUAAUAAAUCUUUUGUAAUCGAA
Danaus plexippus (monarch butterfly) is the source of this 2187-nucleotide messenger RNA. RefSeq names its product putative fatty acyl-CoA reductase CG5065. Gene Ontology annotation, cellular component: peroxisome. Bases 166 to 1737 code for a protein of 523 amino acids. Gene Ontology annotation, biological process: long-chain fatty-acyl-CoA metabolic process. The record is from RefSeq and is a predicted model, not a curated record. Gene Ontology annotation, molecular function: alcohol-forming very long-chain fatty acyl-CoA reductase (NADP+) activity. NCBI's taxonomy places the organism in Eukaryota, Metazoa, Arthropoda, Insecta, Lepidoptera, Nymphalidae. The transcript is spliced from 13 exons.